CACAAACUUCAGAGAAAGGUCUUUAGCAUAUUCUUUGGUUUGGUUGUACACACACGUUCUUUCUCAAAACUCAUUGUUUCUUUGUCUUUGGUCUUUGAUACCUUCUUUUGUUUAUUCCUCCAAAGCACCCUGAUGGCUUCCAUGUCUUCUCUCCUUGUAUAGAGAGAGAGACACACAGACACACACACAGAGACAGAGAGAGAGAGAGAUCAGAAGGAGAUAGUUUCAUCCAUUUGGUUUAAAGAGAUAUAGAAUCGAGAAGAUCCAGGAAACGUAAAGAGAAAUAAUAAAUAUGCUGCAGAGAGCUGCGAGCAAUGCAUAUUCAUGGUGGUGGGCAAGCCACAUCAGGACCAAGCAAUCAAAAUGGCUGGAGCAAAACCUUCAAGAUAUGGAGGAAAAGGUGCACAGCGUGCUUAAACUGAUCGAAGAGGAUGGAGACUCCUUUGCCAGGAGAGCAGAAAUGUACUACAAAAAGAGGCCAGAGCUCAUUCACUUUGUGGAAGAAUCAUACCGAGCUUAUCGAGCUUUAGCUGAACGGUAUGAUCACAUUUCAACAGAGCUACAAAAUGCCAACACCACCAUUGCUUCUGUUUUCCCAGAACAGGUCCAAUUCGCAAUGGAUGAAGAAGACGAAGAAGGCACACCUAAAUUACCAAGAAAGCGUACGGAAGCCCUAAAAUCAAAAAUUCCGAUGGUUCCAAAUGUUCCAACCAAGGAUUUUAAGAAUGCCAUAACAUCACCUAGGAAGAAAUUCCAACCCAAGACGACAGCCAAAACUACAGCUACUACUGCAGUUGUCAAAUCUGGUUUGAGCAAACCCGACGCGCUCGAAGAGAUUGGCAAGCUUCAGAAAGAAAUUCUGGCACUGCAAACUGAGAAAGAGUUUGUAAAGAGCUCUUAUGAGAAUGGGCUUGGAAAAUACUGGGAAAUUGAGAAGCAAAUUAAGGAAAUGCAAGAGAGAGUUUUUAAUUUGCAAGAGGAAUUCAGUGAGGGCAUGGUCAUUGAAGAUGAUGAGGCUCGAAGAUUGAUGGCAGCAGCAGCUUUAAAAUCAUGCCAAGACACAUUAAUCCAGUUGCAGGAGAAACAGGAGAGAUCGGCUGAUGAAGCAAGAGUUGAGUCCCACAAGAUUAAGGAUGCCAGGGAGAAGUUUGAACAUCUCAAGAGUGAGUUUCAUUAUAAUCAGGUCAGUCAAGAAAAACCAUAUACCGGAGAUAGAUCUAAGAAUAUGCCGGAGAUAGACCAACAAGUCGGCGGCAUGACACAAGAGAGACAAGAUCUGGAAUUGUUACGUGAGAAGAUCAAGGAACAGUUUGAGGUUGGGUCCAAUGCAUCUCUUACUGUGACAGAGAUGGUGGAGAAGAUAGAUGAGAUUGUAAAUAAAGUGAUUAGCUUAGAAACUGCGGUUACAUCACAGACUGCUCUUGUAAAUAGAUUGAGAUCAGAGACAGAUGAGCUUCAAGCACAGAUUCGAACAUUGGAAGAUGACAAGGCAAAUCUGAUCGAUGGAUCAAACAAUUUGAGCAACAAGAUAAAAGAAAUGGAGGAAAAGUUUCAUGAAGCACAGGAUCUAAGCCAGAGUCUUGAAAACAAGAAUAACAAUCUCCAAACACAUUUCACUGAGGCACGUUGUAAUCUUGAUCACCUGUCUGAGAAGCUGCAAAGCGAGAAUCCAGAUGAGGAACUUAAGCUUGCAGCUCAAUCACAAAGAGAAAAGGAAUCUCUCGGUAAAGCCAAAUUACCAGAAGAGUUCAAAGUAGAAGAAGAUGCAUUGAAUCCUGAUGAGGGUUCGAAGAAACUACAAAAUUUAAAGGCAGAUGAGGAGCUUGAGCUUGCAGCUCAAUCACAAAUAGAAAUGGAAUCUCUCUGCGAAGCCAAAUUGCCAGAAGAAUUCAAAGUACAAGAAGAUGCAUUGAAUCGUGAUGAGGGUUCGAUGAAACUGCAGAAUUUAAAGGCAGGUGAAGCGCCUGAGCUUGCAGGUCAACCACAAACAGAAGAGGAAUCUCUUGGUAAAGCCAAGUUGUCAGAAGAGUUUGAAGCACAAGAGGACGCAUUGAAUCGUGAUGAUGGUUCGAAGAAACUGCCAGAUUUGAAGGCAGAUGAAGAGCUUGGCAUUACAUGUCCAUUUCAAAAGGAAGAGGGAUCUACAGCAGAAAUCAUAUCACAAAACAAGUUGACAGAACAAAGUGAUACAUCGAAUCCUGGCAAGGAUAUUGCAAAAGCUAACAAUGAACUCAAUACUUCUGUUGUAAAUGCAGAUUGUUGUCAAUCCCAGCCAAAUCAUGAUCCUGACAGUUCAUCAGAGAAAGGUCAGAUCCUGAUAUCACUGGACAAAGAUGAUAGUCACACUUCAUUACAGACAGUGGAUCAUCUUCUCAAUGUUGAACCAAAGGAACAGGAAUCAUUACAGACUGUGAAUCAUCUUCCCAAUGUUGAACCAAAGGAACAGAAACCAGUUCAAGAAGAUGAGCCAGACUGGAAGCAAUUGUUCUUGAAUGGAUUGGAGGAUAGAGAAAAAGUUCUACUGAGUCAGUACACCACAAGUCUCCGCAAUUACAAGGAUGUCAAGAAAAAGCUUUCUGAAAUUGAGAAGAAAACUUGGGAUGGCAAUUUUGACAUGUCGGUACAGCUAAAAGAACUGAAGAGUGCUAAUGCGAUGAAGGAUGAAGAGAACAAAUCAUUACGUCAGAAAAUAAACCUGCUGAUGAAAUGCUUGGAUGAAAGCAAGGAUUUGAGAGACUCUGAAGAUUCAAAACUCCAGCAGACCUCUAAUUUAUUGGAUCAACUAAAAUUUGAAUCUAAAGCAGGAACUGAGACCUUUAUAACACAGGCUACAGAGAAAGACGACAUCCAGGCAAUUCUACUUGUCCAACCUGAAACAAUGUCGGCAAUUGAAGAAAAACUCCGAAUGAGCAUUGAUGAACUGCUUGAGGAAAACUUGGGUUUUUGGUUAAAGUUCAGCACCGCAUUCCAUCAGAUACAGAAAUUCGAAAAUGGAGUCAAGGAUUUACAGGGUGAGAUAGUGAAGCUUGUGGACAAAACUAAAACGCUAGAGGGAAGUAGUUCUGCAAAACAUUCUCUGAAGUCAGAUGCAAGGCCAAUCUACAAGCACCUUAGAGAAAUACAGACUGAACUGACUGUCUGGCUAGAGCAAGGCGCAUUACUGAAAGAUGAAUUACAGAUCAGAUUCACCUCUUUGUGCAACAUCCAAGAAGAAAUAAUGACAGCAUUAAAGGAGAGUGCUGAAGAAGACGAAUUCAAGUUUACAAGCUAUCAGGCUGCAAAGUUCCAAGGUGAGGUUUUGAACAUGAUACAAGAGAAUAACAAGGUUGCAGAUGAAUUACAAGCAGGUUUAGAUCACGUGACAACACUCCAAAUUGAAGUUGAGAAGACACUGAUAAAAUUGAACGAGGAAUUCAUGCUUUCCGGAUCGAAGAAGCAGCAGAAUCCGCAGCUGAGACACACACAGAGUCACACCCGCGUUCCUUUGCGCUCAUUUAUCUUUGGUGGAAAACCAAAGAAACAAAAGCCAUCAAUCUUUUUCUGCAUGAGCCCAGCAAUGGAUAGGAAGUUUCAUGGUCAAAGGCCAGGACACAACAUGUAAAUUGUUCUAACUCCUUUGCUCAUAUCCAUUUUUAUGCCCUUGCAGAACUCUUUUCUUUUCUUUUCUUUUCUUUAUCAUUAUUUUGACAAUAGAUAAAGGAUUUCCUUUGUUCUAGUUUUGGGUUUGAACCUGUAAAAGUACAUUUGCUAUGUAUUUCAGAUGUUCGUAGUUUCUUACUAUCAAAACGGCAUGGAAUUUCCUCUUAAGUUUGUGUUUGG
This is a messenger RNA of Juglans regia (Persian walnut), 3819 nucleotides long. Its product is annotated as kinase-interacting protein 1-like. The record is from RefSeq and is a predicted model, not a curated record. The coding region runs from base 293 to 3601 and encodes 1102 amino acids. NCBI's taxonomy places the organism in Eukaryota, Viridiplantae, Streptophyta, Magnoliopsida, Fagales, Juglandaceae. The transcript has 2 exons. Gene Ontology annotation, molecular function: actin binding.